Messenger RNA from Phascolarctos cinereus (koala), 1064 nucleotides. The record is from RefSeq and is a predicted model, not a curated record. NCBI's taxonomy places the organism in Eukaryota, Metazoa, Chordata, Mammalia, Diprotodontia, Phascolarctidae.
GAACAAACCUCUGGUACUUAGUUCUGCCACUUCUUAGAAGAAUGUCAUUUAUGUCAGAGGAUAUGGAAAGAUUUAUUCAGACUGGUAAUACUUUCUACAAUUGCUUACUAAAACUUAAUUCUUCCAUAAAUACCUUUAUUCAAUUACUCACCAAUUAUCUGGGCUGCCAAAUACCUUGUAUCAUUGUGAAUGAAAGUGGAACUGUUAAGGAUUAUUUUGAAGAAGUAGUAUGUUCUUUGAAGAAAGUCCAGGGUGAUAUUGAAUCAAAAGACAAAGCCAGGACUGAAUGUUCUCAAUUUUCCAAGAUAACAGCAACCAUGACCUCUGUGUUGGAGAAAGACCCCUGUCUAAUAAAUGCUAAAAAGUUAUGUGAAACAGCUAAAGAAAUUUCUGACUGUACCCAGCUGCCACUUGUUCUUAUGCUGAAAAAAGUCAACUUCUUUGAGAGUAUGGAAUGUGCUCUUGCCCAGCUGAUGAGGUCCUCAAUCAUGAGCCUCCGACUGACCGACCUCCGUAAAAAAGAUCCAUGUGAGCAACCAGGACCUGCCAGAGCUCCAGAGAAGAGUAGUUGCCUAACUUCUACAGCAAUGUCACCUACAGACAUCCCAGAGAAGUUGAGCAAACUGAUAGAUUGCCAAACCUCCAUUAAUCCCCCAAUGUCAGCUGCAGAUAACCUCCAAGAAAUUGUCAAGACUAUGGAACCUGUUGCAGACAAACUACAACAAGUCGCUAAGGCUAUAGAAGCCAAUAUGGACUUAUUAAAAUUAACUAAGUAGCUCUACAAUUAGUAAGUAGUGGAACUGCAGGGGAGACGUUUUGCUUAGUAGAAGAGCAGUUUUCAUCCGAUGAUUUCUCACCAUAAAAGCUAGGAAAUUCCUUUACUAUUAGAAGAGAGGCACUUUGAUUUUAGGAAACCUAGGCCUGUUAUUUAAUUAGAAGUAUGAGGAUAGGCAGCUGUCAAACAGCAAAUAAUUUACUUCUCUUCUUGCUUGUUUAAAUCUCAGAUAAAUCCCCUUUGGAAUGGCAUCUGCUUAACAAAAGAUAAAAAUUGCAAAAGACCAACA